Messenger RNA from Priapulus caudatus, 642 nucleotides. RefSeq lists its product as uncharacterized. Gene Ontology annotation, molecular function: structural constituent of ribosome. The record is from RefSeq and is a predicted model, not a curated record. Lineage: Eukaryota; Metazoa; Priapulida; Priapulimorpha; Priapulimorphida; Priapulidae. Gene Ontology annotation, cellular component: mitochondrial large ribosomal subunit. Bases 139 to 618 code for a protein of 159 amino acids. The transcript has 2 exons.
AUGGCGAUAGGUAUCAACAUGUCUGCGCUCUGUGAUCACGUUUUUCAAAGACGAUCGUGAAUUUACGCAAUUUCAUCCAUCGUAUAAAGUAACGCGCGGAUAACUUAUCCAAUUUCAUGUGCAACAGUUUCAAAGGACAUGUUGCUUGCAAAGUUGCUGCCUGCUACCUUAAUUAGUAAGCCGAUCAACCUAGCUCGUUCACUCGCCACAAGCCUCCCGCUGUGUGGCCAACACGGCAUCGUCCCGAAGAAACGCAAGAAGUAUCCGCUACCAGCCAACAUUCGUCACAGGGAGCGCGUGUUGGAAAAAUUCCCACUGACCGGAAAACACAAGUCGGGAAAGGCGAGCAAGUACUACCAGCAGCUGCAUUACACAGGCGUGCAGAGAACGGGAUUUUUGUUCAGAAGCAGACACGUUCUGUACAAGGACGCAGUGCCCGAUAUCGUUGUGCCGAAUUUGACCAAGUUUGCUCUGAAACCCUAUGUGUCGUACCGGGUACCGGACGUGACCCAGUCUGAGUUUACAUCAAAGGAUUUAUUCGAUACUGUCUAUGCGAGGAAGGUCAUAGAGGAUUUCGAAGCAGGAAAUAUCGAGAUAAAAUCUAAGAAAGUAGAGUAAAUGUUUUCUGCUCGAGCGCUCAUG